Messenger RNA from Suillus subalutaceus, 795 nucleotides. RefSeq lists its product as uncharacterized. The coding region runs from base 1 to 795 and encodes 264 amino acids. Gene Ontology annotation, cellular component: nucleus. The record is from RefSeq and is a predicted model, not a curated record. Gene Ontology annotation, biological process: rRNA catabolic process; nuclear-transcribed mRNA catabolic process. The transcript is spliced from 9 exons. Lineage: Eukaryota; Fungi; Basidiomycota; Agaricomycetes; Boletales; Suillaceae. Gene Ontology annotation, molecular function: 5'-3' RNA exonuclease activity; RNA binding.
AUGUAUCUCGACUUCAAUGGAAUCAUUCACAACUAUGCGCACUUUAGGAUGUCCGAAAAGCAAAUAUUUAUUGCAGUAGACGGCGAAGCAAAGGAAAUCAGAGAGAAGGCUGAGUCGAAAGGAGAAGAACUACCAGAUGAGAAGGCCUUUGAUAGUAAUUACAUUACGCCAGAUACUAAUUGGCGUGGCGUGCAAGCUGUAUUAUCCGGUCAUGAAGCACCGGGUGAAGAGCCUGAUUAUAACCCGAACGUGCGGCAUUGUUUGUACGGUCCUGAUGCCGAUCUCAUCAUGCUUAGCCCUCUGAGUCAUGAUCCACACUUCUGUCUCUUGCGAGAGCAAGUAAAGUUCGGGCCUGCCGCGAAGAGGAAGGGUAACGUCAGUCUGGAGAACCUCGACUUCUACCUUCUACAUCUCUCGCUAAUGCGUGAAUACUUGGACCUCGAGUUUCGUGAUAUAGAAGACCGAGUCAUCGAUGACUUCAUUCUCCUGGCCGUCUUCGUCGGAAACGAUUUUCUACCUAAUCUUCCAGAUUUACACAUCCACGAGAACGGACCGGAACGCCUGUUUGAUGCGUACAAGAAAGGUGGGGUCAUUAAUACCAAGCGACUGCAGGUCGUCCUGAACGAAACUACUAUAUGGGAGCGAGAGAUCUUUGAGAAAGAAUACGCGGACUCGAAUUGGUUCAAGGGAAAGCGGAGCAAACGCUUCUUACACGCUUUCAACGAGACAUUUUCGAUCAAGUACAGCAGUUUGUCUUGCAAAAUCGUCAGAGUACCGAACUGCAGCACUGGGUAA